Messenger RNA from Thelazia callipaeda (thelaziosis nematode), 1182 nucleotides. The record is from the annotation of a GenBank genome assembly. NCBI's taxonomy places the organism in Eukaryota, Metazoa, Nematoda, Chromadorea, Rhabditida, Thelaziidae.
UUGGUAGAUGCUAUCGCAGAAAAAGGAAUUAGAUAUUUAUUAAAUCAGUACAGAGCAAAUUUUUGCAGAACUCAUUUUGGUGCAGUAUCGGAUGGUGAUCGUUUUAAGAUUAUUUAUAAAAUAACAAAACCACCAGAAAAUGGUACAUUGUAUUGGGUAGCUGGAGAACAAGAAGUACGUGUUUUUACGCAACAUGACAUUGAUGAAGAACGCAUACUGUAUGCACAACGUAAUAUGCAAGCAUUUCAGGAUCGAUUUGAAUUUAGUGUUGAGAAUGAAUUUAAUGAUAAAGUUCAUAGUACGACAUAUGUACGUAUAAUUCCAGUAUUUCAUCCACGUACACUUGUUACAGAUGCUAAUUAUAUCACGCCCAUUAGUGAUGCACAUCUAAAUGCAUCCAUUAUAAAAAAUUCUAAUCCACGUUUUUACGUAACAGAACCACCACAUUUUGGAAGCUUGGUAAUUAGUCCAAAUAUCAACAAAUCAGUAGAUUUUUUCACUUAUGAUGAUAUUAUGAAUAAGCUGCUAUUCUAUAUAUCUAAUAAAACUGAAUCUUUGGUACUUGAUUUUGCUGAAUUACAGUUAGAUGCUGAUAACGUUCAACCAUCUAGAUUCAGAUUUAAUAUCGAAGUUCAUCCAUCUUCUGCAAUAAAUUACAUAGCUCCUAUUGAUAAAGAAAUGAAUGCCUCAAUAUUACCUGAUUUUUCUCGAUCAUCGCUGCUGCCAUCAAUAAAAUCAUUGUUACUUUAUUUGCCAAUUACAUUGUUUUUUUCCAUUUUGGUUGUAUUUGCAAUUGUUAUUAUAUUUCGACGGCAUUCAAAGAAUCAAAAACAAAAACGUUUGGAGGCUGCUCGAAAAAAACGCGAAUUUGACGCAAGAAUGAAUACAAAUCUGGAAAAAAAGUCUAAUUUACUUAGUUCAACAGUUUAUGCUACAGUUGGACGUAGUCGUCAUGAAUCUUUUGAUAAAAGACCUCAACGUGCAUUGCAAACGUUUGAUGGUUCAAAGCGUCCUGAAUCACUAAUUUCAUCGUCUCCAAGAGGAAAAGCUCAAUCUCGAGGAUUUUCAUCUGCUUCGUUAGAUUAUCAAGCGGCAAGUUCCCAUAAUACUCCCGAACCUACACGAUCGAGAGCUGAUAGAUACCAUUCCACAAAGUUAAAAGAAAACCAGUAUUGGGUAUAA